AUGAGCAGCCAAACAAGUACAACUAAUUCAACAUUUAAAAUGCCUAUGGCACCUCCAGUUUAUCCUUCUCAAUCUGAAGCUUUACUUUUUCAAGACAUUAUAGAAGAGAAAACUAUUGCACUUCACAGUAUAUUGAAUGAUUUUUUGAAAGUGCAUCCUUAUCGUAAAUUCAAUAUUGAAUUUAAUAUGUUUUUAAAACGUGUAAAACGCAUUAUCAUUGAUGGCCAUCAUGCUGGUGCUAAUGUCUCUCGGAUUACCAAUUCAUCACAUAUCGCUCCACUUUACGCUAGGCCAUCAGCAAGUUUCAAUUACAGGUCAUCUACAAUUUAUAACUAUAGACUACCAACUACUAUGUCAAUGGUUAGUUCUUGUGACCAUAGCAUGUUUAGAUUACCAGAAAAUAAUUUUUAUUCCAUCAAACCUAGCGAACUUUCAAAUCCAUUUAAACCACCAGAUUGUCUUCAACCUAAAGUGGUAUUAUCUCGUAUUGAACAGUCAAGCUGUGUUUCUCACGAAUCACCUUCCACAAGUUCUACAGUUAUGAAAGUAAGCCAAAAUCAUAAUGUAACUGUUGAAGAAAAUAAUACUCAUGAAAUUGCUCAGCAAUCUAAAUCUCUAUCAACAAAUCAACCAACUUCACGUAAUACAUAUUCUGAUGUAACAUUUGAACAAAAUCAAUCAGUACCUGAAUCACAUAAAAAUGAAAACAUAAAUGAUGAUAAUAAUUCAAUUGAAUCACUUCUUGAAGAUGUUGGAUUUAAAAUUAUUGUUGGAUUAACAGAAAAUAAAAAUGAGACCUCAAAAAAGAGUAAUGCAAGUCAACAUCAUAACAAUCAAUUAAAUGUAUUAGAAAAUGUUGAAAAAUUAUUAUCUAUGUGGUCUUUAAAUAUGAAACUAAUCAAAUCAUCAGAGCAAUCAUCAAAAUAUGUUUUAAUCUUAACUGGACAUUUGUUGGGAGAAGAUAAUCAGACAGUUGUUGAAAAGUGUCAUGAAGCUGGCAUUUUAGAAGGCAGAAAAGAAAAUAGUUUAGUCAAAACGAAAAAGGGCGUAUACCGUUUGGUUGGUAAUAUCAUUGGUGGAUCACCUAACGAACUAUAUCAAACAUGUGUAUCUGUCAAUGGUAUUCCAAGAACAUGGAGAAAAAUUGUGACACAACUAACUGGGGUUGAAAAUAAAACAAAACAUAUGUUUGAUUUUUCAAUAAGUUCCCCUGCAUUACCAAUUGCCAAACCAAUAAAAUCUGCUGUGAAUCUUGAUGCAAGUAUGACCAGAAAAGGAACAACUUACAGUAAAAAUAUGACGCUUGCAAAUCACAAAACAAAUAUGAAAAGAAAAUUGUCUGAAAAUGGUGAAACUGAACAUAAUAAAAUUAAACAUCGUAAAUUCUGUGAACGUACACCAUUAUUACUAGCAUCCACACCAAAAAAACAAAAAAAACAGCCCACUAUGUUUGAAACUCCAAGUCAAAUUUUGAGAAAGAAGAUAAGUCAGAAUCUAAGCGAUAAUCCAAACAAACGACAAAAGCAGGAUAGUGUUAAUGAUUCUAUAAAUAUAAACAAAAGAAGACAAUCUCAGUUAAAAGAACAGAGAAACAUAUUUUUGAAGCCAAAAACACGUGAAAAAACAUCAAUGAGUAAUAUUAAUAAUACAAAACAUACCAAUCAAACAUUGAUAAAUAAAUCAAAAAUAUUAAACAGUUGUAACAGCAUUGCUGCAAAAUCAAAAUAUAAUACACUGGAAAACUCAUCUGUAAUAAAAAACCAUUCCAAGCAACAAUCUAAAAUGAAAACAACCAUAAACUCCACCAAUAGCAGUGUACACAAGUCUAACCUUACAACGAGUUUACUUUCCAAAUCUAAAGAAAAUAAAAAAACCAUAAAGCAAACAACACCACAAAUACCUAAAAAUAAAACAGCUGCAAAACAUGUAAGCAUUGUGAAAGAAAUUAAAAAAAAAAGUGUAUCGCCGUCAGCAAUUGAUCUCAAUAAAAGUAAUAACAAAUGUGUUAAGGCAAUCAGAUCUAAGACAAACAAAUUUGAUGAAAGUUUGAACUGCGAUACACAUAAAAAUUUGAAAGGAGAUAAAUCUAAAACCAAACAAAUGCAUUGCAAUAGCUCAUCAACAGAAAUGGACCUUUCUGGUUGCGUAGACCAUGCUGAAUAUGGUAAUGUCAGCGAUUAUAAUGUUAUGUCAUCUCCAGGGAAAUUAGGUGUAGCAUCAGAUAAUGACCAAUCCAGGAGUGUAACGCCUCCAUUGUUCAGUUAUCAAUGGAAUUCAACCGCCAAACCUUCAGCCAUUAGUGAACCACCCACUCCACUGAGUAAAUCAAUUGAGGCCAAAGCACUGAAGCGAGUAAAAGCUCCUCAAAUUACACUGGAAGAUGAAAUGAAAUUCAACAAAAAACGAAAUACCUAA
This is a messenger RNA of Macrosiphum euphorbiae (potato aphid), 2415 nucleotides long. The record is from the annotation of a GenBank genome assembly. NCBI's taxonomy places the organism in Eukaryota, Metazoa, Arthropoda, Insecta, Hemiptera, Aphididae.